AUGCGACUACAAAGCAAGACGUCGAAGCUAGCACAGAGAAACGAAAUGAAAAUGGAAAUUAAGAAAGAAUCACUCGAAGUACGAAGAGUAGCUGAUAAAAGAUUCUCGAGAGGAAAAUCGCAAAAGCUAUACUCGUUUAGAAAUCGCGAAAACCCAAGAAAACCCGUGAAUGACGUGAAAGAGAACAAAACCCGGCCUGCGCGAAGUGUGGUCGUGACAAAUCACAUUCUACAUGCCCAGCUGCCGAAAAAGAAUGUUUCAAUUGUCGAAAGAUUGGUCAUUUCCGUGCACAGUGUUUCUCAAGAAAGCCCGACAGCAGAUCGAAGCAAGUAA
This is a messenger RNA of Paramuricea clavata, 333 nucleotides long. Lineage: Eukaryota; Metazoa; Cnidaria; Anthozoa; Malacalcyonacea; Plexauridae. The record is from the annotation of a GenBank genome assembly.